UGGGACUCUGUCUUCAGCCGGCGCCUCGCUCCCUCCCAGCACCAUGCCUUACAACUGCUGCCUGCCCAACCUGAGCUGCCGCUCCAGCUGCCCCGCCCGGCCCUGCGUGGCCCCCAGCUGCCACAGCACCCCCCUGCCCGGGGCCAGCAACAUCCCUGCCAAUGUGAGCAACUGCGGCUGGUUCUGCGAGGGCUCCUUCAAUGGCAGCGAGAAGGAGACCAUGCAGUUCCUGAACGACCGCCUGGCCAGCUACCUGGAGAAGGUGCGGCAGCUGGAGCGGGAGAACGCAGAGCUGGAGAGCCUCAUCCAGGAGCGCUGCCAGCCCCAGGAGCCCCUGAUGUGCCCCAGUGACCAGUCCUACUUCCGGACCAUCGAGGAGCUGCAGCAGAAGAUCCUGUGCAGCAAGUCGGAGAACGCCCGGCUGGUGGUGCAGAUCGACAACGCCAAGCUGGCCUCGGACGACUUCAGGACCAAGUACGAGACGGAGAUGGGCCUGCGGCAGCUGGUGGAGUCGGACAUAAACAGCCUGCGCAGGAUCCUGGACGAGCUGACCCUGUGCAAGUCUGACCUGGAGGCCCAGGUGGAGUCCCUGAAGGAGGAGCUGCUCUGCCUCAAGCAGAACCACGAGCAGGAAGUCAACACCCUGCGUUGCCAGAUUGGAGACCGCCUCAACGUGGAGGUGGACGCUGCCCCCACCGUGGACCUGAACCGCGUGCUCAAUGAGACCAGGUGCCAGUAUGAGGCCCUGGUGGAGACCAACCGCAGGGACGUGGAGGAAUGGUACACCAACCAGACCCAGGAGCUGAACAAGCAGGUGGUGUCCAGCUCAGAGCAGCUGCAGACCUGCCAGGCGGAGAUCAUUGAGCUGAGACGCACGGUCAAUGCCCUGGAGAUCGAGCUGCAGGCCCAGCACAACCUGAGGGACUCACUGGAGAACACGCUGACGGAGACAGAGGCCCGCUACAGCUCCCAGCUGUCCCAGGUGCAGUGCAUGAUCACCAACGUGGAGUCCCAACUGGCUGAGAUCAGGGGUGACCUGGAGCGGCAGAACCAGGAGUACCAGGUGCUGCUGGAUGUCCGGGCCCGGUUGGAGUGUGAGAUCAACACAUACCGGGGCCUGCUGGAGAGCGAGGACUGCAAUCUUCCCUGCAACCCAUGUGCUACCACCAAUGCAUGUGACAAGCCCAUUGGACCCUGUGUCUCCAAUCCUUGUGGCCCGCGUGUUCGGUGUGGGCCUUGCAGUACCUUUGUGUGCUAGAGGCCCUGGUGCCAGGAGGAGGAGAAGGGCUCCGAAGUCACAUCUCAACUCUACUUCGUUCAAACAUCUCCAACGGUGACCACUUUGGAUAAAGGAAGAAACUUCUCUUGCACCAGCUUCCAGGGUUCACCUCUAGGCUUCUGCUGAAAUUCCUGGCUUGAUUCUUUCCUAUAAG
This is a messenger RNA of Myotis davidii, 1433 nucleotides long. Its product is annotated as keratin, type I cuticular Ha3-I. The record is from RefSeq and is a predicted model, not a curated record. Bases 44 to 1258 code for a protein of 404 amino acids. The transcript has 7 exons. Lineage: Eukaryota; Metazoa; Chordata; Mammalia; Chiroptera; Vespertilionidae. Gene Ontology annotation, molecular function: structural molecule activity.